AAACUAAAAAAAAAAAAAAAACAGUCUUGACCAAGUACAUAUUAACAGACUGAAUUGAUGGGUAAUGAUAAGAGAUCUUUGACUAAAUUUUCAUGAAAACCGGUCUUCUGCUCAGGCAGAAACUCGCGCCUAUUUUACAUCAGAACAUGCAGAAACUUCUAACAUUGUGUUUAAAAACUCAAAUUUUAUCAAACUUAACCAAAUCAACUUCAACUUCCACUUCAAUUACAAAUAUGUCUGGCAACCCAAACAGGCAGAGACUCAGCAAGGAGACGAUGACGAGGAGUGCACGGGCAGAGAGGCAGGUUGCGCACCCUUUUAUUAGGAAGGGACGCGGCGGCGAGUGUAGGAUUGGGGAGGGGUCGUCGUCCCAGACGCGUCCGUCAUAGAUAGUGGACCCUACACAACAUCAUCAUGAGGAGGAAAGCAAUUUUCAUUUUUCAUUGUUUGGGUUCCCAUUAUCUUUUAUAGAUUAUUUGACUAAUUGAUUUAUCCUAUUUAUUUUUUUAAAUAAUUUAACAAAUAUACUGUUUAAUCACUGUUGUAAAAUAGAAGCACGGGUCUAAAGAGGGUCAAUUGAAUAAACUAUACUAUUAUGAGAUAAAGCAGUGUGAUCUUCUUUUGAUUAGAAAAAUGAAUGCCAAAGCACCUUUAAAGACCGAUGAUUGGCCAUCACAUUCCCACACACAGUUGCCAUCUUUACUAAUCCAAAACUUCACUUCAUAAUAAAUUUUUCCACUUUUGAAGCACUAAUUCUGUGAUUUAAACAUGGUUUGCAGUGAAAAAGGGAUACCUCAACUGUUGCUUCUCUUCACACACUUCAGCUUGUUUUGGUGGAUUACUAGUACUUCUAUCUAUGUCAAAGCAGAAAAUAUUGAUAGUAUGAAGCCAGGAGAUAAACUGAAUGCCACAUCCGAUUUGUGUUCUAAACAAGGUAGAUAUUGCAUGAAUUUUAACCAAACUACGCAAUCUGAAAAUCUCACUUAUCUCAGCAUAGUUGCCAAAGGUACUACUUGGGUGGUGUGGAUUGCUAACAGAAACCAACUUGUUGACAAAAAUUCAGCUGUUCUAUCACUAGACUACUCUGGUGUGCUCAAAAUAGAAUCCAAAAUCGGUGAACCAAUAAUCCUGUAUUCUUCACCUCAACCUUUAAACAAUAGUACUAUUGUUGCCACCUUGUUAGAUAAAGGUGACUUUGUGUUGAAAGAUAUUGAGAAGAACAUUGUUUUGUGGCAAAGUUUUGAUCAUCCAACUGAUAGUUGGCUUCCUGAGAUGAAACUAGGUGUGAAUCGUAAAACUGGUGAAAACUGGUCACUGGUUUCAUACAUUAGUGGUUCAAUCCCAGCUUCUGGUCCAUUCAGGCUUGAGUGGGAACCCACAAUAAAAGAAUUGGUCAUCAAGCAUAGAGAAAAAGUAUAUUGGACAAGUGGAAAACUGAUGAAAAACAAUAGAUUUGAGAAUAUACGUGGAGAAGAAUUUGAGGUCAAAGAUUUUGAGGUCACAUAUAAAACUCCAAAUGAAGAACUUACUAUAUGGACUCUAUUGGAAACUGGGCAACUGAUAAACAGAGGAGGAGUUGACAUAGCAAGAGCUGAUAUAUGUUAUGGGUAUAACACUAAUGGAGGGUGCCAAAAGUGGCGUGAUGUGGAGAUACCUGCUUGCAGGAAUCCUGGUGAUAUGUUUGAUAGCAAGUUAGGAUUCAGUAAUAAAGAUAUGUUAUACAAUAUAGAAAAUGCUAGUUAUGGCAUAAGUGAUUGCCAAGAUAUGUGCUGGAGUAACUGCAGCUGCUUUGGAUUCAAACCUUUUUAUGAUAAUCGAACUGGUUGUGUAAUCUUGGUAUCAAGUAAUGGUUUUAACGCUGCAGGCAUUGGUUUUGACUCAUUUUACAUUCUGGAUAAGAACACUGGUCACAAAGUAUCGAACAAGUGGCUAUUGAUUUGCACUGGAUUGGGGACUCUUCUGCUAUUUAUGGGCCUUUCCAUUCUGCUCCGAGCUUUAAUGAGACGAAAACAUGUGCUUCGAGAGAAUGAACGAAUAAGAAUGCAGAUUGAGAUUCAAGAUCUUGAAGGUUCUAGGCGAGACUCUGAUAGCGAUGAUCUAGAAGGCAAUUUCAGCAGUGGAGAUGACUUAAAAGUGUUUAGCUAUUCAUCAAUAAUUGUGGCCACCAAUGGCUUUUCUUCUGAAAACAAGUUAGGACAAGGUGGCUUUGAACCUGUUUUUAAGGGAAUUCUACCUUCAGGGCAAGAAGUAGCUGUGAAGAAACUUUCAAAAACUUCUGGACAAGGAAUGACUGAGUUUAGAAAUGAAUUAACACUCAUUAGUAAGCUUCAGCAUACGAAUCUUGUUCGGCUAAUCGGACAUUGCAUUCAUGAACAUGAGCGUAUAUUGAUCUAUGAGUAUAUGCCCAACAAAAGCUUGGACUUCUUUUUAUUUGAUUCCACCAGAAGAAAGUUGCUAGAUUGGAACAAACGUUUUAGCAUAAUAGAAGGAAUUGCUCAAGGAUUACUUUACCUUCACAAAUACUCAAGACUCCGAAUUAUCCACAGAGAUUUGAAGGCUAGUAAUAUUCUCCUUGAUGAAAAUAUGAACCCAAAAAUUUCUGAUUUUGGUGUGGCAAGAAUGUUCACAAGACAAGAAACCAAAGCAAAUACCAAUAGAAUUGUUGGGACAUAUGGUUACAUGUCUCCAGAGUAUGCGAUGGAAGGAGUAUUUUCUACGAAGUCUGAUGUGUACAGCUUUGGAGUGCUGCUCCUUGAAAUUAUCAAUGGUGAAAAAAACAAUAGUUUCUACUGUGAAGACAGACCACUUAACCUAGUAGGACAUGCAUGGGAGCUAUGGAAAGAAGGUGUGGUUCUUGAGUUGGUGGAUCCAUUACUAAAUGAGUCAUUUUCUGAGGAUGAGGUGCUAAGAUGUGUUCAUGCUGGUUUAUUAUGCGUAGAAGAAAAUGCAGAUGAUCGCCCCACCAUGUCCAAUGUUAUAGCAAUGUUAACUAACAAAAUUAAAGUCGAUGUUUUGCCUAAGAAACCGGCAUACUAUGGUAGAACAAGAGUUUUUGAGGAAGAAACAUAUGGCGAAGAUGUUGGUGUGGAUUCCACAUAUGAAAACUCUCAUUCACAUGAGCAAAGUAUAGAUAGAUCCAGUGAAGAAAAUACAAAAUUUAUCGAUUAAACAAUGGUGCUAUGGGUGGACCGAUGCUUUAUUUGUUUUGCCUUCUCGAGCAUUGAUUCCUUGGGAAGACAUUGAAUGUAUUAGACAUAUGAGUGGAUUUAUCAUGUUUAGAGGAAAUAGGGAUAUUCUAGAAAAUUUGAAUUUUGAUUUACACAAUUUAUCAUGUAUUAUUUAGACAUGCAAGUAAUUUCGACAAUGAUAUGCAAGACGUGAAUCAGAAUAAUUUAUAUA
Messenger RNA from Medicago truncatula (barrel medic), 3399 nucleotides. RefSeq names its product G-type lectin S-receptor-like serine/threonine-protein kinase CES101. The record is from RefSeq and is a predicted model, not a curated record. NCBI's taxonomy places the organism in Eukaryota, Viridiplantae, Streptophyta, Magnoliopsida, Fabales, Fabaceae. Gene Ontology annotation, cellular component: plasma membrane. The coding region runs from base 769 to 3168 and encodes 799 amino acids. The transcript has 8 exons. Gene Ontology annotation, biological process: protein phosphorylation. Gene Ontology annotation, molecular function: protein serine/threonine kinase activity; ATP binding.